AUGUUGGAUAGGCUGUCGCUGUUGCUUUGCCUUAUGCACCGUCAGGCAUCGGCCGAGUGCCGAACAAAAGCUCUUGAAAUCCUUGAUAUGAUUUUUAAAAACAUUAUUACGCACCCUUCAGUAGCGAAUUACAGAAGAAUAAAUAUGGCUUCCGUGAUGUGGGAACGCUAUCUCACUCCGUCCUUCCAUAUACUUCAGUUCAUUGAGUGGUUAGAGACAUUAGGUUUUGUUCAUGAUACUGAGCAUCCCUUUUUGCAUUUUAGUGGUAGCGAGGUACAUGGCCUAAUAAAAGCGAGGGAAGAGGUGUGUAUCCUUCUUGAAGCUUACUCGACCCCGUGCCAAGAAAAAACCGACGAUGAUUUCAGGGGGAAAAAAGAGUUUUUACCACUACUACGUUUUAUUGUGGGGCUUACGGAUGAUGGUGGUCCAAAGAAUGAUCCUUCCUUGGAUAAAGAGGCCUCACCAACUUGCAUCACCGGUGAUGUGUGGGAGAUUGUAAAAUCCCCUUUAUAUCUGACUGUAUUGGGACGUGUAUGUGCAAGACGAGGACAUGUAGAUUUGGGAUUAGAGAGGGUUUCCCAGCCUCCAGCUUCUUUAGGCCGGUCAUGGGCGUGGUCUUCGCUUGUUCAAUUGGCUCGUGAGCUAUCUCUCCUUCAAAUUGAAGAAGAUUGUGCCGUGGUGGAGGCGGAACUCUUUGUUGGUUACGAGCACAUCGAUUGCGGUGGUGCAGAGGUCAAAGUAUCACGGAAAGAGAUCACUCGGAAGCGAGUUGCCGAAAAACACAAAAAUGAUUUUUUUCUUCAAGAAAAGAAGUUUGCAAAGGCUCCUGCGGAGGUGAUGUGUGUCGCCACCCGCCUUAUAGUUGACAUCGCCUCAUGCAUGGAGCAAAUAGCCGUGUUGGAAGAAGAAAAAGGUAUGGUGCGCAAGGAUCGAUUGGAGGCCAGGAGACUCCUAAGGAAGUUUGAGGAAGAUGCCGAUAUUGCUUAUUUACAUUCGCUCAAAGAAGAAUGGUUGGAGUGGCUGGAGGCUGCAAAGCAAAAGUCUGGUAAGCUGCUUUUCUAUACCCAGGCACCUCCAUCUGAGCCACAUGCAAAGUAA
Molecule: messenger RNA, 1098 nt
Organism: Trypanosoma cruzi
Lineage: Eukaryota; Euglenozoa; Kinetoplastea; Trypanosomatida; Trypanosomatidae
Exons: 1
Coding region: 1-1098 (365 amino acids)
Source: RefSeq, a predicted model, not a curated record